Messenger RNA from Symbiodinium sp. CCMP2592, 309 nucleotides. NCBI's taxonomy places the organism in Eukaryota, Dinophyceae, Suessiales, Symbiodiniaceae. The record is from the annotation of a GenBank genome assembly.
AUGGCUUUGCAACUGCAGAUUCGAUCCUUAAGUGGCAAGAUAUUAUCGCUGACAGCGAGUUCGGCAGAGACAGUUUCCAGCUUGAUGUCAAGGGUGCGUACCAUGAUGGGAGAUGUUGCCGAUGACGGACCAAGUUUUCGGCUAUGUUUGGUUACAGGGGAUGGCAUGACCGUCUUGGACGAAUCAACUUCCCUCACUGUCUCUGGUGUGCCUGACGGAGCAACGUUGCUUGCGAGACGUCCGCACCACGUGGCGCGGUUGACAUUUGAGAAGAAGAGCGAAGCUACCCGACCGAUGUUUUGGCGAUGA